AUGUCGCGAGCUCGACAAUCCAAAGGCGCAGGGGGCGCAACCACGGCUCGAAGAAAUCCUCUGGCCUCUCUGAGGAUGGCCGACAUGGUGAUCUCGAAGCCGUAUCUGCCGCUGGAAAUCAUAGCUAUGAUCGUCGACCACCUCAGCGGACCCGAUAUGAUCCGUUUCGCGCGCGUGUCACGCCGAAUGCUGGAAAUGAUAUACGAUGACACUCGCUGGAUAGCACGUCUUCGCAGUAUGGACUGUUGGAACGAACUAGCGGCGAGACAGAAGACUGGAGACAGCGUGCGCGGCAUACAGACUCCGCAACCACGACGGACCAGCACAAUAGAUCAGACCCUGGUGAAUGGCAAAGGUAGACCCAGGAUCGACAUCACAGGAGAUGGCUUCGACGAAGUGGAGGUCGCCUCGCCCAUACCGCAGACUCCUGGCGCGGUCCUCGAGCUAGAUCCAAGGACGGCUUUGGCAGUCUUCGAUCGCGUGCGUUCUGUCAGAGGCAGGGCCCGUCACGAGUAUGGCAAGAUAUAUCGUGCUCUGGGCCGCUUCUACAUUGAUGCCUUGAAGGUGGAAAGGCCUAUGAACGCUUCAAUUUUCAAGACCUACACUCUGCCCGAAGAGCAGGCGACGAUUCUCUCGCAUAUUCGUCGAUUCGCAAACAGCGACUUCUCGCCUGGUGGGGCUCAGCGCGAUGACAAGAUCCUAGAGAUCGUCAAAGUAUUUGACACUGCUGCCCUGCUAGAGUUCCGACAGGGCUACGAAUAUCGUGACAUUCAAGGCCAAAUGAGGCAAUACGCCCAUGUGAUACACAUUCUAAACGGUGGCAGCAGUGCAAUCGACUUGUUUCUCGACGAUAAUCGGAUGAUCCAGAAACGAUCUGAGCUCGGAAGUGCCUCAGAUUGUAUCGACUAUUCGCAAGGAUGGGGUCAGCUGUCGCUCGAACGGGUCAAUGCAUAUUUCGAACGUCUCGCUGCGGCAUUCGCAGAGGAAGCAGCCGUGGUCAGGACUGUAUUCCCAAACCCCGAGCGGGUCCUCCUCCACCUACUUGAUCGGACCGGCCAGCAGAUCCUGUCACCCUUCCUGAGCGACCUUUUCGAGGACGCCCGUGGUCGCAGUACAGCUGUAUAUCUUCGAACCAUAUCGGGCACCUUCGCAGCUACACGACAGCUUAUUGCUGAAUGCGGUGUGAGCAGUGAUUCUAGCGACGAGGCACAGAUUCGUGCGAACGCCGUCAUCGCCCAGAUCUACGGACCACAUCUGGAGAGCUACCUGGAGGAGGAACUACAGGCGUUCAGAAAGAAAGCCGACCAAGAAGUCGAGACCUGGAGUCGUGCUCUGCGUGACCAAGCAGAGUCCACCGAGUCCUUUCUGAUGUCGAACGUCAAUAGACAGGCCGAUAAGAAGGACUUCAUGACUUCGUUCAAGAAAGUUGUCAUGAUGCCAGUGGCUUUACUUCCCAGCUUCAGCACGGCAACAGAGAAGAAGACAGCGGCGAAAACCCUGGUCAAUGGCGAUCUGCCUUCGCGUACCUCGACACCCAAUCCGCUAUCGCAACACAGGUCCGCGACACCGUCACUUCCCGCCGAAGCGCCCACGACCGAGCUCGCUGCCAAAGCUGCGUUGAUGAACUCUCGUCUCGACAAUAUCAAGUCUCUCUUCUCCAUCGAAGUUGCGCUGAACCUCGUUCAUGCCGCGAAGUCCUCACUAGAACGCAUCGCCCAAUUCAUUGCUUUAGGCGACAUCCAUGGCGAUCGCUCCCGCACUACCUGCAGCGCUAUCUUCCGUUCCCUUCUCCACGCCAUCGGCGACCAGCACGUCAAGCCCGGGUUCGACACCGCCAUCGACCACCUCUCUCAUUUCCAAUCCCGUAAUCCCGCAACCACCGCCUCCUCGCCCAACGGCACCAAUAACACUCCAACCUCCACCAGCCAACAAGUUGCUCCACUGACCACCUUCCUGGAGCUCGUCAACGUCGGCGACCUAAUUCAGCAAAUGAUCUCAGUCUUCUUCGAAUCCGAACUCGUUCGCCUCCGCGUCGUCAAACGAGACGACUACCUCGACGCCAACGUCAAAUCCAAGAAGCAAUUCGAAGCCAUGCUCGACGAACGUGUCGCUUCCGGACUCGGCAAGGGCAUUGACGUUCUCAUCGAGGAAGUUGAGUACAUCUGCGCCACCACGCAGUCGCCCACGGACUUCAAUCCUCCCGACAACAUCUGCAUCGACGUCGGCCCUACUACUACAGCUACGCGCGUCAUCGAGAUCGUUGGUGGGCACACCGCCAUGCUACACGGUGCAACUGAGAAGACCCUGCUGGAUGUUUUCGUUGGCGAGGUCGGGCUUCGCUUGUUCGCGGCGUUGUGCAAGCACAUCAAGCGUCAGCGUAUCUCUACUUCUGGCGCUAUCCCUCUGAUCAGCGACAUGUCUCUGUACGCGAAGUAUAUUGCGACGUUCCGCAAUCCGGAUCUGAAUAAUUACUUCAUUGCACUGCGGGAGGUGGCUCAGAUUUACCUUAUUGGUGGAGAGAAGGAACGGGACAUUAAGGAGAUGGCGGGUGUGAUCAGUGACAGUGAGCGAUUUAGGGGGAUAUUUGGGGUCGAAGAGGUGGUUGAGUUCGUGGAGCGGAGAGCAGAUUGGUUGUUGCUAGCAUCCACCAACAAACAUGACUCGGAACCCGAUGACACCUACGAGGCUCUCGUCGAGGAUGUUAGAUCAGACUACGACGAGCUCAUGCUACAGCACGAGCGAGAUGCGAACAAGCAGAAGCGUCACAAGUUAGAGGAUCUACAUGCACAGGUCGCCUCUCUAACACUGGAACGCAACGAGGCUUUGCGUCAAAGUCAUCAACUUGAGGACCUUGCCGCACAAGUGUCGUCUUUGGCGCAAGAACGAGAUGAGAUCCUGCGUCGACAACGCCGGGAUCAAUUCGCUCUAGUGCUGAUUGACGGUGAUGAUGUACUUUUCAACGACAGCUACAUCAGCGAUGGCAUGACAGGCGGCGCACGUGCGGCUAAGGACCUGUACGCUGCGAUUGUCCGUCAUCUGAAACCAAGGGGCGACUACGAGCACGACUAUAAGAUCCAGCUUCGCAUCUUUCUCAACCUCGCUGGUCUGGCUGGGACGUAUACGAACGCUCAGAUCAUUCCUGAUUCAAGCGUCUUCGGCAAGUUUGUGCAAGGAUUCAACCGGAAGGAGCUCUUCGAGGUUGUCGAUGCUGGGAACGUCAAGGAGGCAGCCGAUAUCAAGGUCAGAGAAACAUUCAACCUCUUCCGUCGAAAUGUCCACUGCACAGAGAUAAUUCUGGGCUUCUCCGGUGACAACAGCUAUGCGAACUUCCUUCACAACAUCUUGCCUACGGAUCCGAAUGGCUUUCAUCUGUCUUUACUCAGAGGCCGAGAAUUUGCUAAGGCUCUGAGGCCCCUGAGCGAGCAAGUCGAUGUUAUCGCCUUCCCAGAAAUCUUUCGUGUCACGGCACUUGAUGUCCGUAAAUCAAGAUCGCGACGUGGCCAAACACCGCAGACAUCGGAGACAAAGCGGAUGGUGCCCGAACCUCAGCCUGAGACGAUUCCAAUGCAGGAUCCCCACGAUACUGAUGCUUUAUUCGAUGCGGUCAUCAAAGUUGCUAUUGGAGCCGAGGCUGCAGCCGUCAAGGAGACUGAGCCAGAGCCUAUGCGCGAGGCCUCUCCUGAGCCCAAGCCAAACGUCAGUUUCCCGUAUUUGAGCUCGCUCUUUGCGCCGGGCUGCGAGGUUGUCGUUGCUCCCAAGGCCCCAGCACCCGGGUUGCAGGCUCACGCUGCCACACCUAAGACAUGGGCUAGCAUGUUGGGCGGCUCCGGGCCUGCGGUGUCGGUUCUUCCUGUGCAAGCUGCUGCUCCGUCGCGACCCAGAUCGCAGGAGCCCAUUCCACCAAUCCGAUCACCAGCCCGACGUUCGAUCACCCCUUCCAAGAAUGAAGCGGUAUACUACGUCAAUGCACGGGGCCAGCGUCUCGAUAUUGAUAUCGAGGAUGUGGAGGACGACUUGCUUGAGCUGAUGGGCAACCGGGAGGGCAUGAGGGCGGUGCUGGGUACUCCUUCUUACGAGAGGAAGUCAACCCGGUCUUCCGCUGAUACUGGUCGUCUACCCACGAAACCUGCGACCGAUGGUCUGUCUGUUCUGGCAACAUAUCAGCCUUCGAAGACUCUAGGCCCCGAUCCAGUAUUCUACAUUAAUGCAUUCGACCAGCGAAUCGACGUCGACAUCGAGGACGUCGAUGACGAAUUGCUGGAAACAACAAGUCAGUUGGGGCUCUGCCUCCGCCACUAUCUGGAGUGGUGCUACGAGCCACUCAGGGAGGGCUCGUGUUCAAUAGGCUGGCACGGCGACUCGGAGCUGUUUGCUACCGGAAAUGGAAAAGGGGCCUUGCGAUCGCUAGCGCGGCUCACGCCGUGUCCAUUCGGUACAGCUUGUCGGAAGGAAGAUUGCAUCUGGGGACACGAAUGUCGGGGCGAUCCGUGCAAGAAGCAACACUGUGCUUUCGGAAAAAAGAUGCACAAUGUCAGCCGGCAGGGCUUGCGGGCGGCCAGGCUUCAGAAUGGGCCUGGAAUUGGCUUCGAUGUCAUUCCGGCUACGCAGAACUUCGAGGGACGACAGCUAAGUGGGAUCAGCCAGGUUUCGGUAGAGGCGCGCAACCUACAUAAGGAGCGUCAUAUGCAGCAGGCGGGAAGCGACUCAGUGAAAAGCAAGCCGAAGAAGGAGAAGAAGAACAGCGAGUGGAUCAAGGCUCUCAACGAGAGUCGCCGGAUGGCCACUGGGUGA
Cyphellophora attinorum is the source of this 4791-nucleotide messenger RNA. RefSeq names its product F-box protein pof6. NCBI's taxonomy places the organism in Eukaryota, Fungi, Ascomycota, Eurotiomycetes, Chaetothyriales, Cyphellophoraceae. The transcript is spliced from 6 exons. The record is from RefSeq and is a predicted model, not a curated record. Gene Ontology annotation, cellular component: cytoplasm; exocyst. The coding region runs from base 1 to 4791 and encodes 1596 amino acids. Gene Ontology annotation, biological process: exocytosis; Golgi to plasma membrane transport. Gene Ontology annotation, molecular function: protein binding.